CGCGCGACGCGUUAUUCGGCGCUGCCAAUGUAACGAGAUGAUCGUACACACCCGGUGAUUCCGGUUAGAAGAGAAUCCCUACGCACUACGCACGCGUGGAAAAAUCUCACGAGGGAGAAGUUUGGGAGCAACGAUUUUUUUAUACAUCGCAAAACUAUCGCUGGUGUAAAUUGUGACGAUUGUCAGCUUCUGUAAUCUGUAAUUUUCUAGCCAACACCGAUAAGAGAUGCCGGAGAACGUGCUUAACGGCGAUCAUAUUGAUGUGAAAGGUGCCAACUGCGAGACUCAGGACAAUGAUGAAGAGAACGUUGAAAAUGAUGUACAUUUUGAACCUAUAGUUUCUUUACCUUUAAUAGAAGUGUCCAGCAAUGAGGAAGAUGAGACAGAGAUGUUAAAACUACGAGCAAAAUUAUAUCGUUAUGAUACAUCGAAUAUUCCAGCAGAAUGGAAGGAGCGUGGCACAGGAGAAGUCAAACUGUUAAGACACAAAACAAAAAAUACAGUUAGAGUAGUUAUGCGCAGAGACAAAACCCUUAAAAUUUGUGCUAAUCAUUUUGUAACUCCAUGGAUGGAACUGAAACCAAAUUGUGGUAGUGAUAGGGCAUGGGUUUGGAGUGUACUUGCUGAUUUUGCAGAUGAACAACUUAAACCGGAAUUACUCGCAAUACGUUUUGCGAAUGUUGAAAAUGCAUCAAUGUGGAAAGAAGCGUUUGAAAAAGCUAAAAAGAUUGUGGGAUCUGAAUGUGAAAUAUAUGCUGGCAAAAAUAAUCCAGAACAGAAGCAAAAUAUUGAAAGCAAUAGUGAAUCCAGCAGUGAUGUAAGUUAUGAUGAAAGCACUGAUAAUGAAGACCAGGGAAAGUUGCUUAAACAGACUGGAGAAUCUGCUGUGAUUUCUCAGCAAAGAGAAAUUGAGAAAGUACAGACAGCAUCAGCAGAAAAGGAAGAUGUAGUAACAACAAAUGAGGAGAAAAUAAUCAACGAAAUAACAAAGUUAAAAGUAAAAGAUGAAGCAAUGUUAUAGAAAAACUGAAUAAAUUUUCAAGUUACGCGAUAAAACUGUAUUUAUACGAAUGUUACAUAUUAUCUGUGAUUUUUUUAAACUGGGAGUAAAUCAAUACAAAAUUGCAUUUGUACUGGAAAGAGUGUAAAUGAAAGAAUGUGUGUGUGUCAACUGUUAGAGGAACAGAAAAUUAAUAAAUACAACGACAAUUGUAUCAACAGAAAAUCUUCCAAAUUUUAUUUAUUCUUUAAUUCAGGAAGAUGAUUUAUGCAUUAUAUCACA
Molecule: messenger RNA, 1282 nt
Organism: Camponotus floridanus (Florida carpenter ant)
Lineage: Eukaryota; Metazoa; Arthropoda; Insecta; Hymenoptera; Formicidae
Product: ran-specific GTPase-activating protein
Exons: 5
Coding region: 227-1021 (264 amino acids)
Biological process (GO): nucleocytoplasmic transport
Cellular component (GO): cytoplasm; nuclear pore
Molecular function (GO): GTPase activator activity
Source: RefSeq, a predicted model, not a curated record